Messenger RNA from Acanthisitta chloris (rifleman), 1336 nucleotides. It is a transcript of the gene IK, whose product is annotated as IK cytokine, down-regulator of HLA II. Gene Ontology annotation, biological process: mRNA splicing, via spliceosome. Gene Ontology annotation, cellular component: nucleus. The record is from RefSeq and is a predicted model, not a curated record. The transcript has 14 exons. Lineage: Eukaryota; Metazoa; Chordata; Aves; Passeriformes; Acanthisittidae. The annotation marks the transcript as partial.
CGUUCUCCAACCCUCUGGCCCCUGAUGGCCACGAUGUGGACGAUUCACACUCCUUUCACCAGUCCAAGCUGACAAAUGAAGACUUCAGGAAGCUUCUUAUGACCCCGCGGGCUGCGCCAACAUCUGCACCACCCUCCAAAUCUCGCCACCAUGAGAUGCCCCGGGAGUAUAACGAGGAUGAAGAUCCAGCUGCUCGCAGGAGGAAGAAAAAAAGCUACUACGCAAAGCUGCGGCAGCAGGAGAUCGAGCGCGAGAGGGAACUGGCUGAGAAGUACAGAGACAGAGCCAAGGAGAGAAGAGAUGGAGUGAACAAAGAUUAUGAGGAGACAGAACUGAUUAGCACAACUGCCAACUACAGGGCUGUGGGGCCCACGGCCGAGGCGGAUAAAUCUGCUGCAGAGAAGAGGAGACAGCUGAUCCAGGAGUCCAAGUUCUUGGGUGGUGACAUGGAGCACACUCACUUGGUGAAGGGUCUGGACUUUGCGCUGUUGCAGAAGGUACGGGCUGAGAUCGCCAGCAAGGAGAAGGAAGAGGAGGAAAUGAUGGAGAAGCCUCAGAAGGAAACCAAGAAGGAUGAAGAUCCUGAGAACAAAAUCGAAUUUAAGACCCGUCUUGGCCGCAACAUCUACCGCAUUCUGUUCAAGAACAAGACCUAUGAGCGGAAUGAGCUGUUCCUUCCGGGCAGAAUGGCCUAUGUGGUGGAUCUGGAUGAUGAAUAUGCUGACACCGACAUCCCGACCACACUGAUCCGCAGCAAGGCUGACUGCCCCACCAUGGAGGCACAGACCACACUGACCACCAAUGACAUUGUCAUCAGCAAGCUGACACAGAUCCUCUCCUAUCUCAGACAAGGAACUCGCAACAAGAAGCUCAAGAAGAAAGACAAAGGGAAGCUGGAUGAGAAGAAACCUCCUGAAGCUGAUAUGAACAUCUUUGAAGACAUUGGGGAUUAUGUGCCCUCCACUGCCAAGAUGCCACGGGACAAGGAACGGGAGAGGUACCGGGAGAGAGAGCACAACAGGGACCGGGAGCGUGACAGGGACCGGGACAGGGACAGGGAACGCGAUCGGGACAGAGAGCGUGACCGGGAGAGAGAGGAGGAGAAGAAGAGGCACAGCUACUUUGAGAAGCCCAAGGCUGAUGAUGAGCCCACAGACAUGGACAAAGGCCCUGGCUCAGCCAAGGAGCUUAUCAAAUCCAUCAACGAGAAGUUUGCUGGAGCUGCUAGCUGGGAAGGAACAGAGGCAUAUCCUUUACUGUCUAAGCCAGAAGACAAGAAGCAGCUGGGGGACUUCUUUGGCAUGUCCAACAGCUAUGCAGAGUGUUAUCCUGCCAC